This is a messenger RNA of Raphanus sativus (radish), 1155 nucleotides long. RefSeq names its product G-box-binding factor 4. The transcript has a single exon. Lineage: Eukaryota; Viridiplantae; Streptophyta; Magnoliopsida; Brassicales; Brassicaceae. The coding region runs from base 116 to 940 and encodes 274 amino acids. The record is from RefSeq and is a predicted model, not a curated record. Gene Ontology annotation, molecular function: DNA-binding transcription factor activity. Gene Ontology annotation, biological process: positive regulation of DNA-templated transcription. Gene Ontology annotation, cellular component: nucleus.
ACGUGGUCUGCAACCUCAUCUCGGGGCCGAGUCAAAGAAAUCUAAGAGGGAUUCUCUGAUCCGAUUCCGGCGAGAGAGAAAGAGAGAGAGAAGGGACUGGUUCAGUUCUCCGAUAAUGGCGUCGUUUAAGGUGAUGCAUUCUUCAUCUUCUUCUACAAACUCGGAUCCAUCUCGUCGCAUCCCUUCUUCUUCAUCUUUAAGACCUCAACAGUUGAGGCGAGAUCCCAGGAUUCUCGGCGGUUACAGUCCCGGUACGAUGACCGUUGAAGGGAUUCUACACGAGACCUUCGCAUCGGAUCCGCCAGCCACGGAGUCCUCGUCGCUCCUGAUGGAUGCUGCUGCUCCGACGCCGAUGGAGGAUGUCGUCGUCGGAGGAGGAGGAGGGACGGAGACGCGUGUGGACGAGGUGUGGAGAGGGAUGAAGGAAGAAGAGGAGACGCAGCAGCAUGAGGAGAUGAUGACGUUAGAGGAUUUCUUAGCGAAAGCGACUGGUGGUGGUGAAGACGGAGAGUCCGAUGACGUGGAUGUGAAGAGUUACGGAUUCGAUCAUCACAAUCCGUUUCAGAUGAUUGAUAAAGUGGAAGGAUCGAUCGUCGCGUUUGGGAACGGUGUGGAUGUCUACGGAGGAGGAGGAGGAGCGAGAGGGAAGAGAGCGAGAGUGAUGAUGGAGCCGUUGGAUAAAGCAGCUGCUCAGAGACAGAGAAGGAUGAUCAAGAACCGUGAGUCUGCUGCUAGGUCUAGAGAGAGGAAACAGGCUUAUCAAGUUGAGUUGGAGACUUUAGCUGCCAAGCUUGAGCAAGAGAAUGUGAAGCUUUCCUUGGAGAUUGAGGACAAGAGGAAAGAGAGAUACCAGAAGCUGAUGGAGUUUGUAAUCCCUGUCGUUGACAAACCUAACCACCAACCUCGCUUCUUACGCAGGAUUCGGUCUUUGGAGUGGUAAGGAUGGUCUACAAUAAUUAUUAAAACAAAAAAAAAAGAGACUUUGGAAGGUUUCUUUAGGAUUUUGUAUGGUUGCUUUUGAUAUGUAACUAAGAUCUAUGUGUAUCAGCGUGGAUUCGCAAUCUGGAGUAGAGAGUAGAGUGUGUGAUGAAUAUGGUUAAUAACUUUACUAUAUUAUUAUAUUUAUAUAGAUUGCAUAUGUUAUGUAGUUUACUA